Molecule: messenger RNA, 1452 nt
Organism: Cannabis sativa
Lineage: Eukaryota; Viridiplantae; Streptophyta; Magnoliopsida; Rosales; Cannabaceae
Exons: 4
Coding region: 1-1452 (483 amino acids)
Source: RefSeq, a predicted model, not a curated record
AUGGCGUGUCCCACUUGCAAUGAACAUACUCCUUCCAUUGGCCUAAAUAGUAAGAUUGGAUAUGUUGGCCACAGACGUUUUCUCGAAAUGAGUGAUCCGAGAAGGAGAAGCAAAAAGUACAAUGGUAAGCCUGAGAAGAGAGCACCACCUCCUAUAUUGAUGGGGGAUGAUAUUUUAUCUCAAUUAGACCGAAUUCCAUUGACUUUGCCUGGAAAACACAAACAGUUCGGGGGUGUGAAACGGAAGCGUUCUCGUGAAGAGCUCAAUUGCUUUGUAGGUACUCUUCUAAGUAUCGACGGGAAGUUAAAGGAUAUCGACAAGGCGAGAAUGGAUUUGCAAGAUUUGCAAAUACGAAGAGAGUUGUUGUUGUAUGAAGACCGGAAUGGGAAGUGGAAAACGCCUCCAGCUAGUUACACACUUAGUGUUCAAGAACGGAUUGAAUUUGCAGACUUCAUAAAGUCUGUACGAUUUCCGGACGGUUUUCCAGCAAACUUAGACAAAAAUGUAAAUUUGGAUACGGGCAAGAUUUCCGGGCUCAAAUCACAUGAUUGUCAUGUGUUGUUACAACGUUUACUACCGGCAGGUAUCCGUAAGUUCUUGAAAAAAGAAAUCCGGGACACAAUCAUUGAGCUGUGUGUGUAUUUCAAACAAUUAUGCUCAAGAACACUUAAUGUUUCGGAUUUAGAAAAAAUGCAAACAAAUAUUCUAACUAUUUUGUGCAAGUUAGAAACAAUUUUUCCACCGGCUUUCUUCGACAUAAUGGUUCACGUAGUUAUGCAUCUCCCUAAAGAAGCUAUACUAGGUGGACCAGUGCAGUACAGGUGGAUGUAUCCCAUUGAGCGGUCAAUGUCUGUGUACAAGCAAUAUGUCAGGAAUCGUGCCCGUCCGGAAGGCUCUAUUGCUGAAUCUUUUGUGGUUAAUGAGGCAGUAACCUUUUGCUCAAUGUACUUUCGAGAAGUGGAAACUCGAUUCAACUGUCCUGACCGGAACAAUGACAUUGUCCAAAACAUGCCAACUCGACAAUUUUCUGUAUUCAAGCAUGUUGGCCGACCCCCUCGGUAUGAGGACAGUCGACACCUUACCCAUGCAAAUGAGCACAAGGAGUUGCUUCAAGCAAGGAGUGUAGGCAAUAUUGAAAAAGUGCAAGAGACUGAGUUCCCUGAAUGGUUCAAAACUCGAAUUAAUGAACUACGGUUGAGCAACCAGGGUGCAGUGUCAGAUGAGUUGUAUGCUAUCUCUAACCAAGCGAAUGCAGCAAUUUAUUUUUAUCCAGGGUGCAUAGUGAUCGGUAUUAAAUUUUUGGUCAAGGAAAGGGAUGAUAACCGCAAAACACAAAAUAGCGGUGUUAUGGUCCCCGGUGAAGAUGGAGAAAAUUUUUACGGCACACUUGAAAAAAUUAUGGAGUUCACUUAUUUAAAAGACUGCAGUGUUCUCUUAUUUUUGUGUAAGUGA